CUCGUAACGAGCGAGCUACUGCGUUGGUGUCGCUGCGAUCGUUACUAGGAAAGGAGAAGGUAGAGAAAGAAAGAAAGAGAGAGAGAGACGAGCACAUAAAUUAUUAUAGUAUAUACUUAUCUAUUUUAUACUUUCUUUUGUAGUGUAAUUAUAAUAAUAAUAUAGUAGUACAGUAAUUACUGAAAACCGUGAAAUAGUGUUUCAAAAAAAAAAGAAUGAAACGCUUUUUCCCGUGGGAAAGUGGCACUUUAUUUUCAAAAAUGUUAAUGGUAGGUUCACUCCUUUAUGUACUCUGUGAAAAAAACAACACAUUUCUUGGUGUUAAAACUCUAUGUUUCGACAUGCUCCUAUUUCGUACAGUGCUAACAGUAUUCAUUGCUUCAAUCUUUGAAGUUGAUGCAGCACAAAAACCAAAUAUAAUCCUAUUUUUAACAGACGACCAGGAUAUCCUGUUAGAUAGUAUGGUGGCUCUAAAGAAUGUUCGCAGACUGAUCAAUGACGAAGGAAUUACAUUUCAAAAUGCGUUUGUUAAUUCUCCUAUAUGCUGUCCAAGCCGUAGUACAAUCCUUACGGGGAAACACUUACACAAUAUCAUGGUUACAAAUAACUCACUUGCUGGUAACUGUUCCAGUCGAGAGUGGCAGAAAAACUUCGAACCACACUCGUUUGUAUCACUGCUAAAAAACGAAGCGAAUUACACCACAUUUUACGCAGGAAAAUAUUUAAAUAGGUAUGGGGACAAAGAUUGUGGUGGGGCUGAGCAUGUACCCGCCGGUUACGAUUGGUGGUUGGGUUUGCACGGCAACUCUAGGUAUUACAACUAUACUCUAUCUGUAAAUGGGACUGCUAAACACUUUGGAGAUGAAUACUUGACGGAUGUCAUGAAAGUGUACGCCCUGUCAUUUCUAAAUCGGCAACAGACACUUAAAGAUCCAUUCUUUAUGAUGCUCUCGACACCUGCAGCACAUGCUCCUUUCACCCCGGCAGCACGGCAUGCAAAGAAAUUUCCGGGGAUGAAAGCAUUACGAACACCUUCCUUUAACUACUCAGACACCAAUCGCCAUUGGCUCCUACGGUUACCACCACGGUAUUUACCAUCAGACAUAUCACUUCUUGAUGACAUACAAAGGCAUCGAAUGCAAACUUUACUCGCCGUUGAUGAGAUGGUUGCUGCAAUUGUGGGCAAACUGGAGAAAUUAGGAGUUAUAAAUAACACCUACAUCUUAUUCACGUCGGAUAAUGGAUUUCACAUUGGGCAAUUUGUACAACCUUGGGAUAAAAGGCAGCCCUACGAGACUGAUAUUAAGGUUCCAUUAUCAAUGAGGGGCCCACUGAUUACACCAAACCAAACUUCCCAGUUGGCUAUUGCUUCGGUCGACUUAGGGCCGACAAUACUCAGCAUGGCUGGUGUUAAUAUUCCACAAGACAUGGAUGGGGUCAGUUUCUACAAGGAUGCUCUAAAAAAUUCAGAGCUAAGGGAACGAAAUAUUCUAAUCGAGUAUUAUGGUGAGAGCGAUUCGGAGACUGUGGAUGUGAGCUGUUUCAGUAGAGAAGACAGCAAACAGUUAAGUUAUUGUGUUCAAUCCAACUGGUGUAAAUGCGAAGAUGCUCGUAAUAACACGUAUGCGUGUGUCCGAAGGGUGUCAGCAAGUGUAGAUUUCAAGUUCUGCCAAUUUUAUGACAGAGAGAACUUUAUAGAGGCGUACAAUUUGCGAUCAGAUCCGUACGAGUUACACAACAUAUAUAUUGAGAUGAAACCAGAACAACAAGGCAAUUACAGUGCUACAUUGAACCAACUGUUAAGGUGCACCGGCAUAGAGUGUCGAAGUUUAUCCAAAGAUGUCAUGAAAAGUGGUACCAUUGUAACCGACGUCUCCAGUUGAAGCAUUGGUGAAUGUGAUGUACAUACUACAAUUACAAUAUUAUCGCUCUGCAUUUUUUUUUACAAAAACAUACCGAUCAAGUGGAAUGUUUAGUUCUUUGUUCACCAAUUCGAAUAUACAUUCAGAAUGUUU
This is a messenger RNA of Photinus pyralis (common eastern firefly), 2015 nucleotides long. RefSeq names its product N-acetylglucosamine-6-sulfatase-like. The record is from RefSeq and is a predicted model, not a curated record. NCBI's taxonomy places the organism in Eukaryota, Metazoa, Arthropoda, Insecta, Coleoptera, Lampyridae. The transcript has 9 exons. Gene Ontology annotation, biological process: glycosaminoglycan metabolic process. Bases 216 to 1883 code for a protein of 555 amino acids. Gene Ontology annotation, molecular function: N-acetylglucosamine-6-sulfatase activity; glycosaminoglycan binding.